AUGGCGCAGUACAAGGGCACGAUGCGGGAGGCCGGCCGGGCCAUGCACCUGAUCAAGAAGCGGGAAAAGCAGAAGGAGCAGAUGGAGGUGCUGAAGCAGCGGAUCGCCGAGGAGACCCUCAUCAAGUCGAAGGUGGACAACAAAUUCUCGGCUCAUUACGACGCCGUGGAGGCCGAGCUGAAGUCGAGCACGGUGGGCCUGGUGACCCUGAACGACAUGAAGGCCAAGCAGGAGGCCCUGCUCAAGGAGCGGGAGAUGCAGCUGGCCAAGAGGGAGCAGCUGGAGGCGCGGCGGCUGCAGCUGGAGGCACUGCGGGAGAAGGAGCGUAAGCAGGCGCAGAAGCGAAAGAUUUGCAGCCUGUCCUUCACGCUCGACGAGGGCGACGAGGGCAACGUGGAUGAGGAGGUGGCGGCUAGGGAGCAGCCCACGUCAGCGGGCCUGAGCAAGAAGAAGAACCUGGGGAAGAAUCCAGAUGUGGACACGAGCUUCCUGCCUGACCGCGACCGCGAGGAGGAGGAGAACCGGCUGCGGGAGCAGCUGCGGCAGGAGUGGGAGGCCAGGCGCGAGAAGGUGAAGCGCGAGGAGAUGGAGGUCACGUUCAGCUACUGGGACGGCUCCGGGCACCGGCGCACCGUGCGCAUCCACAAGGGUGGCACCGUGCAGCAGUUCCUGAAGAGGGCCCUGCAGGGGCUGCGAAAGGACUUCCGUGAGCUGCGGUCGGCGGGCGUGGAGCAGCUCAUGUACAUCAAGGAGGACCUGAUCCUGCCCCACUACCACACCUUCUACGACUUCAUCGUCACCAAGGCCCGGGGCAAGAGUGGGCCGCUCUUCAACUUCGACGUGCACGAUGACGUGCGGCUGCUGAGCGACGCCACCAUGGAAAAGGAUGAGUCACACGCGGGCAAGGUGGUGCUGCGGAGCUGGUACGAGAAGAACAAGCACAUCUUCCCCGCGAGCCGCUGGGAACCCUACGACCCUGAAAAGAAGUGGGACAAGUACACGAUCCGAUGACCCCCUUCCCGCUCCUCUGAGGC
Molecule: messenger RNA, 1034 nt
Organism: Lynx canadensis (Canada lynx)
Lineage: Eukaryota; Metazoa; Chordata; Mammalia; Carnivora; Felidae
Gene: FAM50B
Product: family with sequence similarity 50 member B
Exons: 1
Coding region: 1-1011 (336 amino acids)
Biological process (GO): chromatin organization
Cellular component (GO): nucleus
Source: RefSeq, a predicted model, not a curated record